Trypanosoma brucei brucei TREU927 is the source of this 3486-nucleotide messenger RNA. RefSeq names its product ubiquitin carboxyl-terminal hydrolase, putative. Gene Ontology annotation, cellular component: cytosol; nucleus. Bases 1 to 3486 code for a protein of 1161 amino acids. The record is from RefSeq and is a predicted model, not a curated record. Gene Ontology annotation, biological process: protein deubiquitination; regulation of protein stability. Lineage: Eukaryota; Euglenozoa; Kinetoplastea; Trypanosomatida; Trypanosomatidae. The transcript has a single exon. Gene Ontology annotation, molecular function: cysteine-type endopeptidase activity; cysteine-type deubiquitinase activity.
AUGCUUCAGGUUCUAGGUAUUGUGAAGCACAUUUUUUGGAAUGACGCCAUGUAUGACAGGUCGCUAUUACCAUCGGAGGCAUCGAUGGAGAAAUGCCACUUAACAUGGAGUGACUUGGCGGCUAUGACAGGUCGAAAUCGUGUGGCCUUAUUGGCUGAGUGUGGCAUCCAUCAUUCACUUAAUCCCGUUUUCAUGCGGGCGAUACAUCAUGUUACGUCGCGCAGUGGCUCAGGAUGUGAGGGAUUCCAGAUAGUUCACACCCGCCUGAGUGCGCGUCUGUGGAGCCCUUCUCUCCGGAGAACUUCUUUACUUGCUCCAACGGUUGUCAACAGCGACAUUUUUGUGGAUGGGAAGGCCGAAGGUAUAAUAAGUGACGAAACAGUAUCGAGUAACGCAGUAAACGAGCACAAAAGGCGGAGAACGAAGUAUAAUGGGUUAUUGAAUCAGGGAGCGACAUGUUACUUGAAUUCGCUCCUCCAGACAUUGUUCCACAUUUCCGAGUUUCGGUUGGCAAUUUAUCAAAUACCUACAGCAGAAGAAGCUGAGGAGAAAAACGAUGUAAAUAUUAAGGCAACGAAGUCUAUUCCGUAUGCAUUACAGAGGUUGUUCUGCCAUCUCCAAACGGGGAGUGAGGCUGCUGAUACUACUGAGCUUACCGAGUCUUUUGGAUGGAGUUCAAGCGACAGUUUUGUCCAGCAUGACGUUCACGAAUUGACAUGUGAACUGCUUGAUAAGUUGGAAAACAAGUUAGGAGGAGUGCGAAAGUCAGAUAAUGGUUUUACGGUGGAAGAGAUUGCAAGCAAUGCCAUUAGUCGAUUAUUUGUUGGAAUCUUAGAAAGUUUUGUUCGUGUCGGUGAAGUGGGUUACUAUGGGGCAAAGGAGCAACUUUUUUACGAUAUACAGUUGGUUGUGAAGAAUACGACAGAUAUAUACGCUAGUUUGGAUAAAUUUUUCCAAGUGGAGGUCCUUGAUGGAAAGAACAAAUAUUGCCUCGAACACGACGGCCAAAAGACUUACCACUGUGCAGAAAAGGGUGUUCGUCUGAAGCUUACCCCACCGAUUCUAAUUCUUCAUUUGACACGAUUCGAUUACGAUCCGCAAAAAGGUGAGACGAAGGUUCUGAGUCGUUGGGUUUAUUACCACACACUGGACCUGUCUAAGUACGUGCCUCACGCCUCGUUGGAUGAAGUUCACUACACCCUUUGUAGCGUGCUAGUUCAUUCGGGCUCCAAUGCUGGGUUUGGGCACUAUUUUUGCUUUAUAUGGUGCUCAGAUGCGUGGUACAGGUUCAAUGAUGGUGUUGUGAGUCAGGCGUCACUUCGGGAUGUUUUCGAAACAAACUUUGGAGGAUCAAGAAUAAACUACUGGGGUUCUCAGGUUCCGAGCAUAGCCAACGCUUACAUGUUGGUAUACAUCCGAACGUCUCAGUUAAAGCAGAUGUUGCGGCCUGUCGAGUUGAAGGAUGUUCCGUUGCACGUUGCACAGCAGUUGGAGAGAGAGCGCGAAGAGCGUGAAAAAAGACUCAGGGAGAAGGCUGAGGACCAUUUGUACGGUCGCAUCCACUUUAUAGAACCCCAUGAUAUUGUGGCUAAAAAUGAGUUUCUUUCCUGCCGACGACCUGCUGGGGCGCAAUUUCCGUCCCAAAGAACCCUUAGGGUGCUUCUGAGUUCCGAGGCCCUUCCAGCGUUUAACUCAUUUGUUGAUGAUAAGCUGGGGGUCCGCAGUUCCGAGCAAACUCUGUGGUACGUAGCAUCGAAAGGUGUACGCAAUCGCUUUUCUUUGCAUCGGCGUGUUUCAGGGAGACUUGCCGUGUCUGACGUAUUAGGUGGGGAUAAGGAAUGUUGUGUUCUCGUUGUUAACGCAGCUAAUGCGCAUUGCAUCGAGGUAGAUGGAGAUGAAGAGCUGGAACAUGACUUAAUUCACCACAAAGUUUACACUCCUAUGCAGCUGAAGGUUCACUUUGUUGGUUGCACAGUGAUAUCCCGCAAGAAGAGGGUUGAAUUUUCAGACGUUUUCGAAAAGAUGGAAUCCUUUGUACGGAGCGCCAUAGCGGGGAUUGCAGACGACGUGGCCAAAACGCGUGAUCAUCACUUGACUGGCGUAUGUUUGAAGAGCGUUGAAGAAGUCAGGACACCGACGGUGGCUCCCUUUCUUCCCUUGUCGCUUGGUGGUUCUGGCUACGACAGGGACAUUAACAAAUCCGUGAAUAAAUUAACCGUACUCAUCGAAGAUGAACAGGGGAAAUUUUUAUCUUCUCAGCAGUACCUACAGUCCGGUGACACACUUAUUUGGCAGGAGGAGACACCGGGGGUCGAUGCGCGUAAUAUAUUUUAUUCCGAUAUUGUUAGUUUUCAGCAUUUUCUCAGGCGUCGUAUCCCCGUGGAGAUCAAGCUAAAUUCACCCCCCUCGUACCCUACUCUUGUUGAUGCGCAGUUGGCAGAUGACAUGACGUAUGAACAGCUCCAGCGAUAUGUUGCUCGACUGAUUGGUCAAUCAGACAAUUAUGAUCGUGUUCGUUUUACGAUGUAUAAUCCAGAAACUCGAUUGCCGUAUUUCAUGAAGGGGCGCCGAAGUGAUCGCUCGAAUCUCACGAGGUUGCUUUCCCCUCCUGUUCAACGUUCUAUACCACUCUCGAAAAUUCUUUACUACGAGUACUGUAAGUACACGGUAACGGAAAUUGAGGCGGCUCAUUCGCUUCAGUUCAAGCUGUUUGGCAGUUGUGUAAGACCCAUCGGUGAAUACUGGGUGUUGAUGCCACGUGAAGAGCAAAUUACACCAAAAGCGCUUUUCGGCCAAUGCGUGAAAGAGAUCAGUGAUGUGAGGGCCACCGAGUCCGUUAACUCACUAGCCGUUUCUCAGUCUGUGAGGAGUGACAGGGAGAAGGAGCCCCAGACUGGGGAGAUGACUCAAUCUGAAUUAAACUACUACGCAAGCCUGGACCCACAGGAGGCGUGGCGAACCCUCCGGUUGGUGGACGUGUGGUGUGGGAGGAUUUACAAUGUUUUUGAUAAGGAUCAUGCACAAACAUUUAAUCGCUCCACAUUUGAGGAGAGUGCGGAAUAUCGCAUUGAGGAGUUGCCUAAACCCAUAGAUGGUGUUCCCCCCCAAAAUCAGUCCAUUAUCCAAGUACAUCACUUUACACUGCUACGUAAUCGUGCGAACCCUGUUGACACGCAUGGCAAUCCUUUCAGUAUCUACAUUGGUCAUGACGAGAUGGCACCAUCACUCCUUCAGCGUAUAGCGAUGAAGCUAGGUUUAAGUGAAGCUGCAGUGGUUGACUGGAAGAUGGCUCUUGUCAAGGAAGAUCGUGUUCUAGAGGUGCUGCCCACUGUCGCGAUGGGAAAACAGCUAUUCGAUUUUUGUGACGAACAUCAUUACCAGCCCAACAAACAACCCCCUACGAAGAUGGCCUUCCUCGGCUUGGAACACGCUCCGUUAUCGAAAAGAUGUGCAAGGAAAGAGGAUAAGGUUGUUAUCCACAAUUAA